AUGGAUGUCCCAUGUGACACAACAAAAAGUGGUUAUGAUCGAGUGCCUCUUGUUUUCGGAAGUCCUUCCGAUUCUGAUGGAGAAAGUGGACCUAUUUCUUAUAUAGAGAUCAACAAAAGAUACCGGAACCGGAACCAGUGGAAGCCAUUUCUUGCGGUGGGUGUUGUGGUGAUUAUCGUGCUUUUAAUAGGUAUACUUGCCAUGUGUUAUGUAUUACUGACACGUUCAAACACCGACAAUGGAGCCACCACCAAGCCGGCUCUAACAGGGACCACAUCAAAAACAUCAGGGUCAUUGGAAGGGGUAACCACCACCAAACGUGCGGAGGAAAGUCACAGACGACAGACUCCGAACUGGGAAGUGACAUUCAGAAACAUGGGUUCGGAGUGUGUUUUGAGGUUGAUUGACAUUGAUGGAGAUGGGUUACAAGAUAUAGUUUUUGGUGCAGCAACUGCAGCAGAUCUUUCCGCUAUAUCUGAAAUUGAUGCAAACGGGAGCUUGAGGGCUUUUUGUAAUGCAACAGGUAGAACAUACCCAUGUAUCGGAACUUUGAUUGGGAUGAGGGGAUAUGAUGGGAAAGUUCUGUGGAAAAUCCCAACACGAUCUGGGACCUUACUGAACAACUGUGAAGACUUUGACCUUAAUUUGGACGGACAUAUCGAUUGUGUGGUAGGAGGACGCAGCGCCACCAUGGAAGCUAUAGACAUUAGGAACGGCAAACACAUCUGGGAAGCGACUUCGCCAUUUUUCACAAAAAUCUGGAAUUUCUACCAGGCUAUGGCCCUUCCUGAUUUCAACGGAGACGGUGUGAAAGAGAUAUUGGUUAUGCACGGCGGCAAUCCCAAUAUAGAGGCUAUUUACCAUAACCGGGAGUCGGGCCGCUUGAUCAUGCUGGACGGAAAGACCGGUAAAGGAAUGGGGGUCCGCUGCCUGGAGAUGCCCCACAGCAAGGAGAGUUAUCAGAGUCCUGUAGUCUACACACACAGGGACGGAUCACAGUACAUCCUGUUUGGGAGUGGUGGAGAAACUGUUCCUGGCGACUUCAUGAUGAUAUCGCUGCCAGAUUUUUACCGUUACGUUAUGGGACUACCAAAAGACACUGCUGUACCCAAUACAAAAGGGUCUUACAACCAAUGGAGUCGCAUUCCUAGGCAAGCUGACACAGGAAUCAUGGUCAUUUUCAAGGGUGUAACUAAAGGAGUGAUGGUGCCGCCCUUGAUGACGGAUAUAGACCAUGACGGUGUUGAUGACAUUGUGAUGUCAGCUUAUGACGGAUUAGUGAUGCUGCUGGACGGCAAAACUAUGAAGACGAAGUGGAAAGUGGAGUUCCCUGGCAUGGAAUCAUACAGCACGCCUGCUCCUGGAUAUUUUGAUGAUGAUGACGUCUUGGAUUUCAUGGUUCAUUGGAGCAAGGGUGCAUGGCCCUCGUACAACGCGUCAGAGAAAGUGAUAAUAAGCGGCAAAGACGGAACCAUUCUUUGGCGGGCCAAGAUCAAGAAUUAUGAGAUGUCAUCUGACCUGACGCUGCAGACGACGGAACCGUACCGGGAUUUCUACCUUUAUAAGAUGAAAGGAAGAGAUGCACACGUAUACAGGGAUCUGACGGGCGAAAUUCACGGCGUAGGAGUCCAAAGAAAUAUUUCUAUUAUUCCAAACAGGAAGUCAACGAUGUCACUUGAUGAAAACGAUGAGUUGAUAAACAAAGACUUCAUGAAGUUCCGUUUUCAGUGUAAUUCUGGUGUAGACAUUAAAUCUGAAAUCUUUGUCAUGGACAGGACGACAGCAGACACACCGAUGAAGGUCCUGGAAUCCACACCGAUGGAAUUUAACUACCACCCAUCAACGAGUUGGAAGACAGGUACAAAGAAUAAAAAUCUCACGUACUGCGCUGUCUUGAUACCGGAAGACUUAACCACGUCUGCGGUCGGUGAUGUGGACGGGGACGGAAGUCUUGAUCUCGUAACCCUGGUUACCUACAACGGACAAAUAGUUGACCAACACUACAUUUACGACUCCAUGGUUUACCACUCCACCAUACACAAGAUAAACUUGCAACCCAUCAUACAGAACCCAGAAACCAGAACAUCCAUGAAGAUCCACACGACAUUGCCCCUGGACCGUUACCGUCAGGAAAAAGAUGUCUCCUUUCUACAAUUCCUUCCGUUACAGAAACAACAAUGGUUAUCGUACUUUGGCACAAAACAAAAUGGUCAUUUCAAAAAUAAAAGAUAACAUUGCUAUUCAGCCCCCCUGUUCUUAUCUGAGCCAGUCACCAUGGGUGUAUUCAUUAUGGUUAUGGUAACUAAAUACUAAACAAACAUACAUAAGCCUUGACUCGAGGAAACUGAAAAUGUUCCCAGCAAUACUAUGGAAUCAUUAAAUUCAUGUGGACUAGUUUUUGUGGAUUGUCGAGAUUAAACAUUUGGGAUGUGAUUUCGUGGA
Molecule: messenger RNA, 2442 nt
Organism: Ostrea edulis (European flat oyster)
Lineage: Eukaryota; Metazoa; Mollusca; Bivalvia; Ostreida; Ostreidae
Exons: 14
Coding region: 1-2232 (743 amino acids)
Source: RefSeq, a predicted model, not a curated record